AAAGGCAGCUCUUUCUAAUCUCAUGGGUUUGCUUAAUCCUAAUGCAAGCCACUGGGGGUAUUCUGGCAACCCUGCUGGUUUUCAGCCGCCUCUGCAAGUAAAACUCUCGGCAAACGUAAACUUUGGAGGCUCUACUAUUUACUCUCUGAUAAAUGGCUGAGCAAAUAUUAGCCUUUGGUUCAUAUCACACACAAGUGGUUUCCAGUAGUUUGGGAGCUAUAUAUCCCGAGGGAAGGAGUUCUCUGGGACCGCCAGGAGAAAGAUACGAACCUUGCUUAGCUUUUAUUAGCAAACAUGCUUAUGAUUCUUCUCUUGUCCCCCUCACCAGGAGUGCAGCCAGAAUGAAAGUAGUUCACGUAGCCCUGCUCUAUCUCGGCUCUGUGACCUUCCUCGGGGUGGAUGCUGCAAGGGUGGACGUAGCGACAGAGUUCAAAAGAAAAUGGACGAAAUGGGCACUGAGCCGAGCCAAGCGCGACGUGAAGCCUUCGGGCGCGCUCCGCGGGCUGGGGCCAGCCGCCGCUGUGCAGCCCCUCGUUCGCAGCCAGGACGUGAAGGAAGAUCUCCCGGUCUCGCAUCCUAGCAGCCGGGAGGAUGCUCACAUCCGCGUCAAGCGCUAUCGCCAGAGCAUUAACAGCUUCCCCCACUUCGAAGCCAUCCGCACGGGGUGCCGGUUCGGGACGUGCACGGUGCAGAAGCUGGCUCACCAGAUCUACCAGCUGACCGACAAGGAUAAGGACGGUGCCGCCCCCGUCAGCAAGAUCAGCCCCCAGGGCUACGGCCGCAGGCGGCGCUCCCUGCCCGAGCACCGCCGCCGCCGCCCGGCGCCCUCCCCCCGGGGCGGCCGGCGCCCCCGGACGCGGCCAGCGCAGCCGCUCGCCGCCGUCCUCGGCCUCUGAGCGCCGCGGGAGCGCCGCACCACCGGCCGAAGGCGUCUCGGAUGGAUGGCGGAACGGACGGAGGGCUCGCCGGCGCCGAGGAGCCGCCGCGAGGAGCCGCCUGGCGGGCCGAGACCCCCGCGGGCCUGGGGGCGGCGGAGCGCCCGGGGGCUGUGAAGGCCGCGUCGCGCACCGGGACGCGCGGGGACCUGCCGCGGCGGUGGGGCGGCCCUUGACUCCUCGCACUCCUCCGCGGCGAGGCACCGCCGGCUCCCGCGCCAGCGGGACUAGGGACAUGAAGGCGUCCGGGCCGCCACGUCGCCCCGCUGCCCCGCGCCGCUGCUGCCCGGCUGCCGCCCGCCUCCUGCACCCGGCGGGGCCAGCCGAGGCCAGGGCCGAGCCUUCCUUGCCAGCGGGCCACGGCCAGAGCUGCCCGGCGCCGGGCCCCCGGGCCCCGCAGAGGCGGGCUGCUCGUCUGACCCGAGGAGGCGGCGCUCAGGGCGGCGAGGGCGGCCCCGGCGGCCGCCGCUGCGCGACCGCGGGGCGCGGCCUCGCCCGCUGCCCCGAGGUGCCUGACCGUUCUCGCUCGGCCUCGGCAGGGAAAGGUCCCCCGCACCUGCUCUACCCUCUGCGUUAUCUGCACCCGGCAGGGAAUCGGACACUCACUAGUCCCUGCGGGGACUGCGACAUACUUGAACGUAACAGAGAGGAAAAGUGCAAUUGUACGUGGUUUUUGUUAAUUAUAAGUGCGGUGUGUGUGGCUCAUGAGAUACGUAUCGAUAUUUAAGAUUGUCCUGUGUCAUGUCCUAUUUGUAUCUUUUUUGGAAAAAUAUAUUUUAUUUUUAUACGGUUUUUAUAUAUAAAUAUAUAUAUAUAUUGCAUAAGGGCAUUUUAACACAUUGUAUACCCUCUAUUUUUCAUAUCGUGAAUGUCAAAUGCUGUUAAACUCUUUCCAUACCUUUUUUUUUUUUUUAUCUUGCAUUCCAGACUGGUGAAAGAUGUAGAGAAUGUAUCAGCUGUUCUCCAUGGGUAAUAUGUGAAAUAAAAUAAACACUAUUACAUAAAACA
Rhea pennata is the source of this 1943-nucleotide messenger RNA. RefSeq names its product adrenomedullin (gene ADM). The transcript has 3 exons. The record is from RefSeq and is a predicted model, not a curated record. Gene Ontology annotation, cellular component: extracellular region. The coding region runs from base 153 to 896 and encodes 247 amino acids. NCBI's taxonomy places the organism in Eukaryota, Metazoa, Chordata, Aves, Rheiformes, Rheidae. Gene Ontology annotation, molecular function: adrenomedullin receptor binding; hormone activity. Gene Ontology annotation, biological process: adrenomedullin receptor signaling pathway; positive regulation of heart rate; regulation of systemic arterial blood pressure.